This is a messenger RNA of Saccostrea echinata, 3084 nucleotides long. RefSeq lists its product as uncharacterized. Bases 104 to 2632 code for a protein of 842 amino acids. The record is from RefSeq and is a predicted model, not a curated record. The transcript has 4 exons. Lineage: Eukaryota; Metazoa; Mollusca; Bivalvia; Ostreida; Ostreidae.
UCUACCCCUUUAUGAAAUUCAGUUGACUGAUGUGAACACAGCUAUUAACAUCCUAAGCCAGGGUCAAAUUAGUCCAUUGCAUUCAAGACUCAAUACAGACUUGAUGGAUACUAAAGAACGAACUUUAAGAUACUACAAAAGGAAAGCACAGGAGACUUGUACAGCUCUACUAGAUGCAAUUGCUCCUCAUCAAGGAGAGAGACUUAAGAAGAUAGCAUUACCAAAUUCAGAAGCUACUGAUGAUGACCUUUUCCAUGUUGUUGGCGAAAUGUACCACAAUAUCAAGGAUGUGAAUGUGAAAUGUCAACUUUUGUCUCUAGUAGUAAACAGAUGUUCAAAGGCUGAACUGUUGACAAAAUUUCCAGAGGUUACAAAACAUCAGAUAGAUAAAGCUAGGAGACCUGCUUUCGUAAAUGGUCCUGGAUCAGGUGUUCAGCAAACAGUAUCUUCUCAACACAGACAGAGAAUCAAUUUUGCAAAGUUACAGCAUGCAGUAGAAUUUUUCAGUGAUCCAUCAUUCAACCGGAUUUCAUCAUACACUACAAGGAACCUAAAGCUAGAUUCUGGAGACAUUUUAGUAAUUCCUGAUGUAGUUAGGACUAUGAUCCAUUCAAAUUUGAUCAAACUUUACAACACAUACUGCGCCAGUAAUGACUUUGAGCCUCUUAGUCAGUCAACUCUAUAUGAAGUCCUAAAUGCAUGUAGUGCAUCAAAACGGAAGUGUCUGAAAGGACUUGACAACAUUGCUGUUGAUGGAUCUUCUGCUUUUGACAGUCUGAGUAGCUUAGUUGAUAAACUUGAUGAACCUCAACAAUGGAAAAAAGAAAUGAAGGAAAAGCUGUUCAAUGCUCGACUGUACUUAAAGACUGACUACAAACUCCACAUCAAGCGAGAAGAUGAAUGUGCUUUCCACUGCUUACAAUAUGCACUGAGUGACCCCAAAUCAAGCCAUCUUAGUGUUUCAUGUGACCAUGAGCAUAAUAAGAUCUGCAGCAGGUGUAACAUAUUUGGUGAAGCUGCCACAGAGAUCCGAAAGGUCAUCAUAAAGACUCCAUCAGAAAAGCAAGAGGUACUAUUGCAAGAUUUGGAAAUGUCCGUAACACAGGUAGAGGACUGGAGAUCUCAUAUUAUAAGAACUGUGAAUCAAGAUGAUGGAAGAGUAGACAUUCUGCAUGACUUGAAGAACAAUGAAGUUUUAGUGAUUCUAGACUGGGCGAUGAAAUAUUUGCCACAGAUGUACAGUGAGAAAAUGAAAGACUUCUUUGGACAGAAAGGUGUACACUGGCAUGUGUGUGUUGCAGUUUUCAAGGAAAAAAAUGGAAGUUUAGUGCACAAGACUUUUACUCACAUAAUGGAUUAUGUGAAGCAGGACUUCUUUGCUGUUCUUUCAUUACUAGAACAUACACUAGUAACUAUUAAACAACAGCUGCCACACAUUACAGAAGCUUACCUUAGAUCAGACAACGCGGGGUGCUACCAUUGUGGGCAGACAUGGCUCUCCAUACCAUCAUUGUCAGAAAGAACAGGAAUUACUGUGAAGCGUUUUGACUACAGUGAAGCACAGAGUGGAAAAAGUUACUGUGAUGCAAAAAUUGCUCACAUGAGAUCAAAGAUGAGGAUCUUUUCUUCAGAGGGUCAUAAUAUAAGUACAGCUAUCCAGAUGAAGGAAGCAAUUGAGAGUGGUGCAGGAGUCAAGGGAACGUGCAUUGCUGUUGUUGAUGUUGAUGUCACUAAACAAACACUCACAAAGCAUUCUUGGAAGGGAGUAAGCUUCAUAUCAAACAUAGAAUUCACAGCCGCAGGAUUAAGAACAUGGAAAGCAUACAGAAUCGGAGAGGGGUGCUUCAAAGAUAUGGAAAGUCUUCAGAAACUAGGUCAAGCGCAAUCUACUACCAGUUUAAAGAUCAUAAGUGACUUCAACCACCCUGAAGAACAUGGCCAAAUUCAUCUUAAGACACCAGAGAAUCAACCAGGAUCACAUGAUGAUCAAUCUGUUACCUUAUCAAAUGAUGAUGAUGAUGGUGUUGAUGAUGAACCUUCUGGAAUGAACUCUAAGUUAUUCUUUUGUCCUGAAUAUGGAUGUUUAAAGUCAUAUCAGACUUUUGAGAAUCUGAAUGAGCAUCUACUCACUGGAAAUCAUGUGUUUAAAAAAAUGUCAGAAUCUUCAGGUGACAAAGCAAAGAAACUAUGGGCAGAAAAAUGUGACACUGUGUUGGCAGCUACCCGCCCUAGAGUUGAACACGAGUCAGAGGCUUUAGACAGUGUUGUAGAUUUGCCAGGUCUAGGAUGGGCUUUGAAGAAAGAAAAAAGAUACUGCAGAUUCUCUCAAAAAGUGAAGAAUUUCUUGACCGAGUUAUUCAAGAAAGGAGAAGAAAGUGGUAGAAAGGAGAAUCCCACAGCUGUUGCUCUGGAAAUGCAAACUAUGAUGGAAGAUGGAAGAAGGAAGUUUUCUCCUUGUGAAUGGUUACAGCCAAGUCAGAUUUCUUCAUUUUUUUCUCGACUUGCAAUAAAUUCCAACCAAUCAAAUGUACUUUGUGUGGACACAUGUGAGUUAGUUUCAAGUGACAGUGAUUUGUUAGCUGAUUUAGGUGAACUUCAAAAUGAGGAACUUUUUCAAAGCAUCAGUGAUUGACAUAAACAGAUUACAGGUAGUCCACUCAAGUAUUUCUGCAUUUUGAAUACUACUUACUAAGACAGGCAGAUAAGAUCUUCUGGCAAUCUUAGAAAUGCAAUGUAUUUGAUUUUAUGUUUGCAGUGUUACUGUUAUUUCAGCUUUUACAAUGAUAUUUUGAUGCAUCACUAUGACUAUUGCCAAUUUUUAAAGUAUGAAGUGUUUCUCUUGUCCAUAUUCUGCCUAGCUGUCUUUCUGUCCAUCAAAUGCACAAUUUGUUUAGCUCAUUUUUUAGGAAACUAUUGAAAGUAUUUUUAUCAAACUUCAUCUGGUGAUACAUAUUGGUGAGUGCUAUCAUCUGCAUUAAAAUUGUUUGACCUUAACCUUCCUAUGACCUUGACAUUGCCAUCAUUUUAUUUUGUAUUUAUCUCAUUUUCAAAGAAACUAUUCAAGGUAUUUUUAUAUAGACAUAU